This is a messenger RNA of Dromaius novaehollandiae (emu), 3822 nucleotides long. Its product is annotated as cryptochrome-1-like. Lineage: Eukaryota; Metazoa; Chordata; Aves; Casuariiformes; Dromaiidae. The record is from RefSeq and is a predicted model, not a curated record. The transcript has 12 exons. Gene Ontology annotation, biological process: circadian regulation of gene expression; entrainment of circadian clock by photoperiod. Gene Ontology annotation, molecular function: deoxyribodipyrimidine photo-lyase activity; DNA binding; FAD binding. The coding region runs from base 243 to 1940 and encodes 565 amino acids. Gene Ontology annotation, cellular component: nucleus; cytoplasm.
ACAUCCCAAUCCCUCGGCGCUGCGGAUCCGCUUCCCGGGAAAGGCGCUGCUUGAGGGUCUUCUUUGAGCAAAUACGCACGUGCACUUCAGCAUUUCAUUUUAUUGUGCCUCAUCUACCGGCGCAAGACAAAUAAUUUAGAGGGGUAUUAGAGCAAAGCCAGCCUCAGGAACCGGAGCGGUGAGGCUCAAUUCGGCUGGCGAGGCUCCGGGCGCCGCCGCGUCCCUCCGGCUGAUCUCCGCGGAUGGAGGGAAACGCUUCCCAGCGGGAGAGGUGCCAUCAGUCAUCGCAGCGCUCGCCCUCUCCGGAGAGGCUGCCGGCAAACCCCCGAGAUCUCAAGAAGACGCCCAGGAUGCCACAUCGCACCAUUCAUCUUUUCCGCAAAGAGCUUCGGCUUCAUGACAACCCAACGCUGCUGGCUGCGCUGGAGUCCUCGGAGGUCGUGUACCCCAUCUACAUCCUGGACAGAAAAUUCAUGACGUCAGUGAUGAACAUAGGGGCGCUGCGUUGGCAUUUUCUGCUGCAGUCCCUGGAGAAUCUGCAAAAAAACUUGUUACAGCUGGACUCUUGCCUACUGGUUAUUCAAGGAGAGUAUGGGGCUGUUCUUCGAGAUCACGUCAAAAAGUGGAACAUCACGCAAGUGUCUCUGGAUGCAGAGGUGGAACCGUUUUACAAAGAGAUGGAGGCCAACAUACGAAGUCUGGGAGAAGAGUUGGGGUUUGAAGUGCUUUCUUUGAUCGGCCACAGUCUUUAUGAUGCCAAACGAAUUUUGGACCUGAACGGUGGGACUCCCCCAUUAACCUACAAGAGGUUUCUUCACAUUCUGUCUCUGCUUGGGGACCCUGAGGCGCCUGUCCGAAACCUUGCAGCUGAAGACUUCCAGAGAUGUAGGCCCCCUGAUCUGUGCCUGGCUGAGUGUUACAGGGUGCCUCUCCCUGUGGAUUUGAAGAUCCCCACAGAGUGCCUCUCCCCCUGGAAAGGAGGGGAAACUGAAGGGCUGCAGCGCCUGGAGCAACACUUGAUGAACCAGGGCUGGGUGGCAAGUUUUACUAAGCCAAGAACAAUUCCAAAUUCGCUGCUUCCAAGCACCACAGGCCUGAGCCCGUAUUUCAGUUUGGGCUGUCUGUCAGUUCGCAGCUUUUUUUAUAGGUUGUCAAACAUUUACGCUCAGUCCAAGCAUCAUUCUCUGCCCCCGGUGUCACUCCAAGGGCAGCUUCUGUGGAGGGAAUUCUUCUACACGGUGGCAGCAGCAACACCAAACUUCACCAAAAUGUCUGGGAACCCCAUCUGCCUUCAGAUCAAUUGGUAUGAGGAUGCAGAGAGGCUCCACAAAUGGAAAACGGCUCAAACAGGGUUUCCAUGGAUUGAUGCGAUUAUGACCCAGUUGCGCCAGGAAGGCUGGAUUCACCACCUUGCUCGGCACGCUGCUGCCUGCUUCCUGACACGAGGGGACCUUUGGAUCAGCUGGGAAGAGGGCAUGAAGGUGUUUGAAGAGAUGCUUUUAGAUGCCGACUACAGCAUCAAUGCAGGGAACUGGAUGUGGCUGUCAGCCAGCGCGUUCUUCCACCAGUACACCCGCAUCUUCUGCCCUGUCCGUUUUGGGAAACGCACGGACCCCGAGGGACAGUACAUCCGGAAGUACCUGCCUAUACUAAAGAACUUUCCUUCCAAGUACAUCUAUGAGCCCUGGACAGCCUCUGAAGAGGAGCAGAAGGAAGCAGGAUGUAUCAUAGGUCAAGAUUACCCCUUCCCAAUGGUGAACCACAAGGAAGUCAGUGAUCACAACCUGCAGCUGAUGAAACAGGUCAGAGAGGAACAGUACAGAACAGCUCAGCUCACGAGAGAUGAUGCAGAUGAUCCAAUGGAAAUGAAGAUAAAGCGUGACCACUCUGAAGAAAAUGUAAAGAAAGGAAAAGUGGCUAGGACCACAGAACAAACCUAGAUCCUGUUGGGGAUUCCCCUCUGGGAACCGAAGAAUGGCAAACAGGGAGAGCCAGAGACCAGUUCAGGGAACUCAUGUAUGGUAGUAUCCAGUUGACCUGGACUAACUGUACUCAAUACUUGGCCCUGCAAAUGGUAUCUCUUGUCUGUAAACUGACUCCCAACAAAGCAGUUUUUUUUAUCUUGAAUGUCUUUGUUAGUAGUUAUUCUGAAUGAAAUUGCUUGUCUGUGAAUGGCAUUUGUUGCAUAUGUUAGAAAAAUUCAAGCAUGAACUGGUUUUGAUAGGACAUGUUGCUACAGCAUCAUACAGAAUUCAGUUGAUGUUCAUGCAUCUGUAUAAAUAGUUUUAAUGAUAAAUACUAGUCUUUCCAAAAUGCUAGAUGAAGGCCAGUUCAAGAAUAUAUGCACAUUAAUGUUUUCACACAUUAGUGUUAAAGGCAUGACUUCACUGUCUUGCAUAGACAGAGAUUUAGGGAUUUUCAGAUGUGGUUCUUUAAUUUCACCCAGUUUGUGCACACAGUCCCCAGUUUGGCGAGAUAUAGAAGAAUGCAGCCUGUUAUAAAGUUGUGUGUAGCUCCCAUGACUUAAAUAGGAUUCCUCAUGUACUUUAAGGGCAACGUUGCAGAGUAUCUUGCUGAGUUAGGACUAAUGUACAUCUUAUUUCACCGUAACUGUCCUUCCUGGCUAGUUUCUCUGGAACUGUAGGAUAGUUAUUAUUUUGAUCAUGUAGCGCAUGUAAACAUUUACUAUUCCAUUGAAACGUCUCAUUGUGAAGUUUCACAAGAGUGGAUUAGUCAAUUAUAUUUGUUACGACUGGGGUUUGGGUGGGGGUGGGGGGAAGGGUGGGUUUUUAAUCAGUGUGGGAUGCUAUUUUUGCUUUUAAAAGAAAUAAAUGACAUGGAAAAAAAAGUAAGAUCUCUAGAGCAAUCCAUUGUCACAACUAGCAUCCGUCUGUCCUCUUCGGAAACCUGGAAGCGAGACAACUCCAGCUGCAAUCCAGUGUGUCCGGAGUCCCUCACUUUGAAAGGGUCCAUGGACCCAGCGGAGAAGCAGCACGUGGCCCACGUGAACCAGGAGGAAGCCAAGCACUGCUCCUAACAACUCAUUUUCCAGCAUUGCUGAUGAACCACAGGACCUGUCAGAGAAAAGUGCAAUGGCAGCAGAUUGGCACUGCCUGCUGCUUUUGCAAUAAAUGUGAAAGAUGCAAGGAGUGUCACCUGGAUCUGAGAGGCUGGUUGUGUUCUCCCUGCUGCGUCAAGCCUGCAUCGAGCUCCUGGAGGAGCAUUUUAGCUCCUCUACAACAAACCUGAUGAUUGCAACGAUGACCAGAAAGAAGGGCGGUUACGCAGACCCCUGAUGUGGGGAAGAAGGCCAAAGCAGUGCUUGCCACUUUGGGGAAGGUGACUGCUGCUCUACCUGCCGGCAUCUGUAAUCUGGGAAGUUAAUUGGGUUCCUUAGUAAUGUAUUAAUUAAUAUAUGUAAUGGAAUUUAUUGUAUCAGUGUCUGCAGUGCUGUAGCCCAGUGCAGGUGGCCACAGGAAUGCAGAACUGGUUCUUGCCUCACAUUUUAAGGCAUAGUCAUUGCCUUCAAGCCCAAAAUGGGCUGGGCUUUGGUUACCUAAAACAUCACUAACUUGAAGACCUUUCUGUUGCUUGAGGUUUCACCGUGAGUCCUAGGAAAUGUCUAGUACAGCAAAAGACAGAGCCAUCAGCAGCAGUUGGAUGUCUUCUGGUGUUCAGCAUCGCCACUAACCCUGUGACCCAGGAGAUGAUUUUUAUGGAUGCUUAUUGGUCAUGAACAUGCAUGCAGCCACAGGCGCAUCCUCCCUUGGGGAGAGACUUCUAACUGUGCAGGUGGCACCAGUCAACUGUUAAGGGACCCAG